AUUUCUCUUAGCCGAUGCCACCUGGAUUUCUCGAUCGGGAUUUUCUUGGGUCCCGAAUUCUUCCCCCUUGUUUUCAGAGUUUAAUAGAUUGUCUUCUCUUUGAAUGUUUCUUGAUGUCAAGGAACUGAAGCUAUGUCCGUCUACAAGAAAUGCAGUGGGAAUUGUGGCAAGGGCAGAUCUCCUGGUUUUGCGCCUGUCACCAAGUUUGUACGUUCCAUACCUGUGCUGCGUGGGUUAUUUCUAGGUACAUUUCUGUAUGUGAAGUUCUUAGUUGUGUGGGCCUUGGUGCUGUUGGCUGACUUCAUUCUGGAGUUUCGCUUCGAGUACCUGUGGCCCUUUUGGCUUUUGCUUCGUAGCGUAUACGACUCUUUUAAAUACCAAGGGCUGGCUUUCUCAGUGUUCUUUGUUUUCAUUGCAUUCACUUCCGACAUGAUUUGUUUUCUUUUUAUCCCAGUUCAUUGGCUGUUUUUUGCAGCGAGCACAUAUGUUUGGGUGCAGUAUGUGUGGCACACAGAGAGGGGAAUCUGUCUUCCUACCAUCUCUCUAUGGUUACUUUUUGUAUAUAUUGAAGCUUCAGUGCGGCUCAAAGAACUUAAAAAUUUGCCAUUUCACUUAGAUCUUUGUAGACCAUUUGCAGCUCACUGCAUAGGUUAUCCAGUCGUUACUCUUGGAUUUGGUUUCAAAAGUUACGUUGGAUAUCGAAUGAGGCUUAGAAAGCAGAAAGAAGUUGCCAAAGAAAAUGAAUUUUACAUGCAAUUAUUACAACAAGCAUUGCCUGCAGAAGCACCAAGCAUAGCAAGCGUAUGCUUACAGGAGAAGGAAAAAGCUUCCAAAGUAGCAGAGGAAGUAAUCUCUAAUGGUCACUGCGUCACAGCAAAUCACGGCCAUGGGAGAAAAAGCAUUUGUAGUGGAAGCAGCAUCAGCAACAGUCAGAAUAGUUCAAAUAGUCAGAACAGUUUGACGCCGCUGUCGCCUGCAAGUAGUGCAGACAGCAAAAGCACAUCUUACACAGAACUGGACUCUAGGGAGUCGCGGAAACAUAACAAUUCUUCAGUUGUUGUGGAUAAACAUGAUUAUCAGUAUAUGGAAACACAGCUCGCAAAGCAGACUAACAGUGUUAAUGACUUUGAUGACAGUGAUGAGAGCUGUGAACGUGAUAAAGCAGUUUUCAAGAGCAACGGCGUUGCAUGCCUUGCGACGACUGGUUCGUCCCAAGGCAGAGGCAAAUGGAAUCAUAAUAGUGUGAAAGACAAUCUCUCCACAACUCUUCACACUGGAAAUUCCAAGAGGAAUCGAAAUUCUUCAAAAGAGAUUACUACGAAUAAUUUUAGCUCUCAGAAGGAUGAUCACACAUUCAGGCUAGAAGCUGACAUAAAAAGGCUGAAAGCUGAUCUGCAAUCCAGCAGGCAGUGUGAACAGGACCUCAGAAGUCAGAUACAUAGCAUAUCUGUAGGAGAACGUUCUAUAAAAAAUGAGCUUCUUCAGCUACAGCAAGAUAAUGAAAGUUUACAACACAAGCUUCACAAUUUAGUGACAGCGCGGCAGCAAGACAAGCAAACUAUCUCUUCUCUGGAGAAACGUGUACAGGAAGAAAGGAAGAUGCGUACGUUGUAUGAAAAUCAGCUUGCAGCAGAAAGGAAAGCUAAGAAAGCAGAAGAAGCGGCAGCUGCCCGAGCUGUAGCAAUGGCAACUGCGAGGACGGAAUGCUCAGAAAAUUGCAAGUCUCGUAGGAGAGAUCUGGAAAAUGAUAUGAAACAGCUGCGUCGUGAUUUGAAAAUGCGAGACGAAAAAAUUCAGCAGAUGGAACGACAGGCACAGUCUUUGUCCUCUUACCAAGAGAACAUUGGUAGCACACAAGCUUUGGUUUCUGCACUAAAUGCAAUGGAGGAGAAAAAUGCGCGCCUCGAAAACAGCCUCAGUGCGGAGACCAGAUUAAAACUCGACCUGUUCUCGGCAUUGGGAGAAGCUAAACGUCAGUUAGAAAUUGCACAAACAUUGCUGGCACAGAAGGACAAAGAGAUUGAUGAACUGAAAUCAAAGAUUGCGGAGGUGAUGGCAGUGAUGCCGGUCACUUCCAGUCCUAACUGUUAUCCUUCAAACCCACCUGCCAUCAGCCUGUCCUCUGGAAUUGUGUCAUCCUUACUGUAUUCACCUAAAUACAUGGGUGAGGAGAAAGUCGCCAAAUCUAAUCUGGAUCCCAACGCUUCCGUGUACACCCCGAAGGUCUCUCGCCUGACGUCGGAAUCCGAAAUAUGAUCAGAUAACGAAAUUGUGUUUUUUCAGGAGGAAGGGAGAAACUGGUGCAGAAGAAGAAAAAAUUUUUCAUUCUCUUCCUGAUGUUUUUUUUCCUCCUCUGUGGCUAUUGUACUUCAUUUCAGCAAAAUCGAAAACAGACUCAACAUCUUGGAAGAAUGCAAAAUCUUAAUGUUUUACGGACAUUUUAAAAAUUUGUUUUUUUGAACUUUUUUCAGACAUUGUGUGUAGUUCAUUAUGUGACAUGCAGCUUUUUUGCAGUCUUUGAUUUCUUUUUAAAUCACUGUGAUUACAGUAUAACUAAAAAAAAGUACGCCGCUCGAGUACUUGGUUGGCGUUCCCACGAGACCACCCAAUGUAUAUUUGAUUUUGUGGUGUAACAUUAACAAAUUUGAAUGCACUUUUGUUCAGAUUUUCUAUGCCAUAAGUUCAUAUAAGUUCCUUUUUCAGAGUGGAAAAGAAAGUUAACUGCACCAGUUCAGUGGAAACAACAUAUUAAUAAGAAAUGCCCAGUGAAAUAAUUUGUCUUUGACAAAUUAUGCAAACUUUGAUUUGGCUUUCUAAAAAUGCGUUUUUUAAAAUACAUUUCUUACCUAGAUUAGUAGGGAGAAACCCAGUGAUAUAAGCACACGAACUAGUCUUAAUUUUUUUUAACUGCGUUCUCUAAUUUGCACAAUAUUUUUGUAACCUUUUUUGGUUUUGUUAUUUUAAUUAAUUGAACUUAAAGAUGAAAGAUCUGUUCAUCCUGUAAUUAUUUCACUGGGUGAUCUGUUUGCAUGUGUGUACGUAGCACAUUUUAUGUAAUUGCUCAGUGAAUAAAUACUGAAAAAGCAUUAAGAGCCUUUUUAAUUGGAAAGCAGGGCCAAACGUGCCCCCAGCAUUUUCCCUUUAUAUCAUGGACACAUGGGUGGUCCUUGCUUUUUUUAUUUGUUUGUUUGAAGUUUAAACCCUUUUCACACCCUUUCACAUCUGUCAUUUGCCAUCUGUAUUUGUCAUUUGAUUUUAUUUUCGCAGCGGAUACUGCGAAAAAUGCAGGAUGAAGAAGACGAGAGCUUUUCAGUUGAUGUACCAAUUGCAGUGGAAUUCAUUAGACAUGAAUGUAUGGAUAAUUAAAAGAAAGUCUUUCAUUGAAACUGAA
Messenger RNA from Stegodyphus dumicola, 3391 nucleotides. Its product is annotated as macoilin-1. Gene Ontology annotation, cellular component: rough endoplasmic reticulum membrane. Gene Ontology annotation, biological process: neuronal signal transduction. NCBI's taxonomy places the organism in Eukaryota, Metazoa, Arthropoda, Arachnida, Araneae, Eresidae. The record is from RefSeq and is a predicted model, not a curated record.